Leptopilina boulardi is the source of this 2332-nucleotide messenger RNA. RefSeq names its product cytochrome P450 6k1-like. The transcript has 5 exons. NCBI's taxonomy places the organism in Eukaryota, Metazoa, Arthropoda, Insecta, Hymenoptera, Figitidae. Gene Ontology annotation, molecular function: oxidoreductase activity, acting on paired donors, with incorporation or reduction of molecular oxygen; monooxygenase activity; heme binding. The record is from RefSeq and is a predicted model, not a curated record. Bases 45 to 1529 code for a protein of 494 amino acids.
UUAUUGAUAAAAAUUUACUUUUUUUUGCGCAUUUACAUGCAAGAAUGGCGUUUCUUUCUGCAAUUGUACCAUUUCUAAUAGCUAUUGUCAUUUUAUUUCGACUAUAUGCCAAAUUUAAAUUGUCCUAUUGGAAAAGACGUGGAGUUGAAUCAUUGCCAACAGAUGCAAUUUUUGGAAAUUUCAAGGAAGCAUUACUAUUUCGUAAAGCACCGGGAUGGUUUCUUGGACAAUUACAUAAAGCUGCAAAAUCAAAUGCUACCGUUUUAGGAUUCUACAUUUUUCAUAAGCCAUGCAUUCUUAUUCGUGAUCCCGAUAUAAUAAAGCAAAUGUUUGUGACGGAUUUUGAAAAUUUUUCUGAUCGUCAUUUUGCUGGCUCCAAACAAAAGGACAGUACUGGAAUGAAAAAUUUGUUUGGUUUAAAAAAUCCAACAUGGAAAUAUGUGAGAUCAAAAAUUACACCAACAUUGACGAGGGGUAAAUUAAAGGAAAUGCUACCAUUAAUGAUGGACACUGGAGAACCAUUAAUGCACUAUUUGGAAAAUCAAAGAACCGAUGAAAAUGGAAUUAAAAAUGCCGAUGCACAGAAUUUAAGUCUCAAACAUUGUACUGAUUUAACAGCAUCAAUUGCUUUUGGAACUAAAACGGACUCAUUUCGUGGUUUGAAUACUGAAUUUUCACAUGCAUUCAUGGAUUUCUUUCAAGGAAUGAAAAGAAUGACAGCAUUAAUAGCAGUUUUCUUUAUACCAGAAAUAAUUGAAUUUUAUGGUGGGGGAGUAUUUGUAAAACCUGAUUUUGUAAAAACCGUCUUUUGGAAUGCAUUAAAAUCAAGAGAAGAAUCCAAAGAGAAAAGAGGAGAUUUCAUUGAUUCUUUAAUUAAAAUGAAGAACGAUGAACAGAAUUCAGACUUCAAAUUGGAUGGUGAAAAUUUACUUUUUCAAUCUGGAAUGUUUUUAUCUGGAUUUGAAUCCAGUGCAACAACAACGGCAUUCACUUUAAUGGAAUUGGCAAAUAAUCAUGAAUAUCAAGAAGAAGCACGUAAUGAUAUAAAUAAGGCGAUUGAAAAACAUGGAUUGACUUAUGAGGCUUUUAAUGAUAUGAAAUAUGUAGAUCAAUGCAUCUCAGAAAGUAUUAGACUUCAUCCUCCAAUCUCAACCCUUGAUCGUUACACUAGACAAGAUUAUAAGAUUCCUGAUACCGAUAUUGUUAUUGAAAAAGGAACAGCUGUUUAUGUAUCUCUUUAUGGAAUGCAUGAAGAUGAUCGAUUUUUUGAUGAACCAUUAGUUUUUAAUCCAAAUCGAUUUGAUAAUGAUAUGAAAAUUUCUGAUGCUUACCUUCCUUUUGGAAUAGGACCAAGGUCAUGUGUUGCAACAAAAUUGGGACAAUUACACGUGAAAGUUGUUUUAGCUACGAUUUUACGAGAAUAUCAAGUCAAUCAAUUGAGUAAAGACAAAGCUAUUUUAAAUCCUAAGUCAACUUUUACUGCUGCAGCAAAUGGUAUUAAUCUUCAAUUUAAAAAAAUUGUUUCAUGAAAUUUUUAUUUUUGAAAAAAAUUUUUUCCUUAUCGAAUGUUAUAUUAAGUUUACAAUAAUUUCUUAAACAAUGCUUAAAAAACAACUAUUUUGUAUUUUAUAUAUUUAAAAUUCUUUAUUAUAUAAUAUAUAUUAAAUUUGUAAACUACUAUACAAAAUUUAGAUACUGUUUAUUUUUUUUGAAAUGAAUUUUUAUUGCUGUAAUAUUUAAUUUAAAAAAUAACUCUUGAACAUUUUCUAAGAUAAAAUUUUUUUUUGUUUAAAUUAAUUUUUUAUUAUGAUUUUUCACGAAUAUUUGAGAAAAAACAUUUUUUAAAAAAUAUUUUAAUAAUUUUUUCUAAAAAUAAUUAAUCUUCUUAUUUCUAUUAUUAUUAAUUAUUAAAUAGGACCUACUUCAUAAUGUUACGUAAGUCUGUUAUAGUUUAACAAUUUUUUUUUUUUUUAUUUUCCGCAGUAGUUUCUUGACCUUUGUAACAUUACAUUUUUUUUAAUACACACAAUUAUUGCCUCCGAACUUUAAGACUUCAUAAAAAUAAUAACAAUAAUUAAUUUUUUAAUGCAAAUAAAAAAACUCCAAACUCGUGUCAAACUUUGACAUGCCCUUAAGAUUUAUUAACCAUAAUAAAUAUCUACACAUAAUAAUAAUAAUAAUAAUUACAAUUGCAAGCGACAGCGAGAAAGAUUUAUAUCGCUAUAUACAAUUAUAAUAUUAAUGUAUAAUUAUCAAAUAUGUAUGUUUUAAUAUAAUUAUAACAAUAAAAUAAACGAUUCUAUGUCAUUUAAAUAAAUACAUGAAAUAAUUA